CCUUCCUCAAAUCACACAUUGCAUCACAAAACCCAAAUCGGAACUUAAACCAAAAGAAAAAUCAAAACGCCGUCGUUUCACGAUGCUCUCUUCUUCCUCAACCUUCUUCGCUACUCCAUUUCUCUCUUCUUCAUCUUCCCGGUCGUUCUCUCCUGUUUCACCACCGUCACGCGUUUCCCGGAACUCACCGUCUCUUUCUGCAACCACCGCGUCCUACACCUGCGCCGAUGAUCCGACGAGAUUACGCCAAAUUCCGCAGCGAUUUUCAGCGACCGCUUCUCUCUACGAGAUCCUUGAAAUUCCCGUCGGAUCGACGAGUCAAGAGAUCAAAUCGGCUUACCGAAGAUUAGCUAGGAUCUGUCAUCCCGAUGUAGCGGGAAAUAGUCGGAAUUGCUCGUCGGCGGACGAUUUUAUGAAGAUCCACGCGGCGUAUUGCACGCUUUCGGAUCCCGAGAAACGUGCCGUUUAUGAUCGGAGGAAUCUUCGUCGGAGCCGGCCCUUAACUGUUGGUGUUUCUGGAUACGGCAGUUACGGCGGACGGAAUUGGGAAACCGAUCAGUGCUGGUAGAGAGUUGACUCGGUGUGUCGAGUUGGCCCGAAGGCCCCGAACGCAGAGAUUAAUAGUAGAUUGUAAAUGCUAAAUCUGGGAGAUUAGCCGGUAAUUAGUGUGCUAAUAUUACUUGCCGGUUUAUCGUGCCACGUAGGAUCAGUCGCCUUAAAGUUAACUAGGUUCUAUAUUUCGUUAUGUAUGGGUUAAUUAUUUAAUUUUUAUGAACUAUUUUGUGAAACUUAUAUAAAAUAACGAUAUUUCAAUGAGUUAACGUUUUGUCAAUUUUCUUGUUCAGUAUUUGUAUUUCAGAGUUUAAGAAAAUAAAGAAUCAUGACCUUU
Messenger RNA from Arabidopsis arenosa, 889 nucleotides. The record is from the annotation of a GenBank genome assembly. NCBI's taxonomy places the organism in Eukaryota, Viridiplantae, Streptophyta, Magnoliopsida, Brassicales, Brassicaceae.